CCGAAGUUUACCUAGCUGGUCUGCACCUCCUCGGACUGCCCGCGGCAGCCCUCCGAGAGCUGUGUCUUCCUCGGGCCCUGGACGAGGUCUUUGUUGCCUGGCAUCGCGCAGAGCGAGUAGCAGGUCCCUGUGGCCGGUCUUUUAUAAGAGUGAAUACCUGGUCCCUCCCUCUGCCUGCUCAGCUGCAGCCUCUGGAAGAAGAGGGAGUUUAGGGUCCUGCGCCAGGUGAGAGAAUGGCCUCAGGACCCAAAACAAAGGAACCUGGCUAUCACAAUGACCACUUCGUACAACUUUGCAAUCCGAACGUAGCAACAAUGAAUGAAGACGUGCUCUACCACUUCAGCCUCAGCACUAGCACACAUGAUUUCCCAGCUCUGUUUGGAGAUGUGAAGUUUGUGUGUGUUGGGGGAAGCCCUACACGGAUGAAGGACUUCAUCAGAUACAUGGCCAAGGAGCUGGGCCUGGACCGGCCGGGCACAGACUAUCCCAACAUCUGCGAGGGGACGGACCGUUAUGCCAUGUUCAAAGUGGGACCGGUGCUGUCUGUCAGUCACGGUAUAGGCAUCCCUUCCAUCUCCAUCAUGCUGCAUGAGCUCAUCAAGCUGCUGUACCAUGCACGAUGCUCCGGUGUCACCCUGAUCCGCAUUGGCACCUCUGGCGGGAUAGGUCUGGAGCCCGGCUCUGUGGUCAUCACCCGGGAGGCAGUGGACCCCUGCUUCAAGCCAGAGUUCGAACAGGUGGUCCUGGGAAAGCGCGUGGUUCGGAGCGCGCACCUGGAUGCCCAGCUAGUGCAAGAGCUGAUGCAGUGCUCUGCAGACCUGACGGAAUUCCCCACAGUUGUGGGGAAUACCAUGUGCACCUUGGACUUCUAUGAAGGGCAGGGCCGGCUGGACGGCGCGCUCUGCUCCUACACGGAGGAAGACAAGCAGGAGUACCUGCGGGCGGCGUUCGCGGCGGGUGUCCGCAACAUCGAGAUGGAGUCCACCGUCUUCGCGGCCCUGUGCAGAGCCUGCGGCCUCCGAGCGGCUGUCGUGUGUGUCACUCUGCUCAACCGCCUGGAAGGGGACCAGAUCAGCAGCCCCCACGAGCUGCUCGUGGAGUACCAGCAGCGGCCUCAGCGGCUGGUGGGCCACUUCAUCAAGAAGUGCCUUGCUGCAGCCUGAUGCCCGCAAGUCUCCUGCAUGAGCGGUCCUGGCUGCUGCAAAUAAAACCAUGCCCCAAAUUUCCUUAUGCAUGACUUCAUGCACACUUCAAGAAUUUCUGGAAUUGGGUUGCAUUUCAGAGACAAAGACUUCUGCCUUAACUAUUUUUUUUUUUGAAGCUUCUUUGGAGCGUUUUCAGUUACCUUAGCCUGAUUUGGGUUUUCUUUAAGCAUGUUCGUCGGAAUAGUUGAAGGAUUUCUAGAAAAAUUAUCAGACUUUUAAUUUACAACGGUUUUCAGAUUUUAUGUCACUGAGCAAGAAAUUCUGUACACCCCGUUGAUGAGUGAUGUCAGGAAUUUGAGAAAUAAAUUUCACAUGAAUAUGCA
Manis pentadactyla (Chinese pangolin) is the source of this 1528-nucleotide messenger RNA. It is a transcript of the gene UPP1, whose product is annotated as uridine phosphorylase 1. Gene Ontology annotation, biological process: nucleotide catabolic process; uridine catabolic process. The coding region runs from base 234 to 1163 and encodes 309 amino acids. The record is from RefSeq and is a predicted model, not a curated record. Lineage: Eukaryota; Metazoa; Chordata; Mammalia; Pholidota; Manidae. Gene Ontology annotation, molecular function: uridine phosphorylase activity. The transcript is spliced from 9 exons. Gene Ontology annotation, cellular component: cytoplasm; cytosol.